This is a messenger RNA of Bufo gargarizans (Asiatic toad), 1257 nucleotides long. It is a transcript of the gene DTD1, whose product is annotated as D-aminoacyl-tRNA deacylase 1. Gene Ontology annotation, biological process: tRNA metabolic process. The transcript is spliced from 6 exons. NCBI's taxonomy places the organism in Eukaryota, Metazoa, Chordata, Amphibia, Anura, Bufonidae. The record is from RefSeq and is a predicted model, not a curated record. Gene Ontology annotation, molecular function: D-tyrosyl-tRNA(Tyr) deacylase activity. Gene Ontology annotation, cellular component: cytoplasm. The coding region runs from base 86 to 709 and encodes 207 amino acids.
CAGAACACCACGUUGUCCGUAGGAAACGGACGUGCUGCAGAGUUGAUAGCACGAACAGAGUGCUCGUUCCACCCAGCAGAGCGCAAUGAGAGCUGUAAUCCAGAGGGUGACUAAGGCUAGUGUUACCGUUGGAGAAGAACAGAUCAGCUCCAUUGGACGUGGUAUCUGUGUACUGUUGGGAAUAUCAGUGGAAGACACACAAAAAGAUGUUGACUAUAUGAUCAGAAAGAUUCUGAACCUCCGGAUAUUUGAGGAUGAUAGCGGUAAACACUGGUCGAAAAGUGUCAUGGAUAAGCACUAUGAAGUGCUGUGUGUCAGCCAGUUUACCUUGCAAUGUGUCCUAAAGGGAAACAAGCCCGACUAUCACAUGGCCAUGCCUUCUGAACAAGCAGAGCCUUUUUAUAAUGACUUCCUGCAGCAAAUGAGAAAGGCCUACAAGCCAGAGCUCAUCAAAGAUGGCAAGUUUGGAGCCUAUAUGCAAGUACACAUACAAAAUGAUGGCCCUGUUACAAUAGAGUUGGAGCCCCCAGCCUCAACAGCUGACCCAAAACAUCUUGCAAAGCUUGAAAAACAGCAACAAAGAAAAGAAAAGACAAGAGCCAAAGGACCCUCAGAGUCCAGCCGAGAGAAGAGUGUUCCUCGGAGUAAGGAUGAUCCCAGUGCAAGCAGUGGAGCCGAGGGCGACGUGUCCUCUGAAAGGGAGCCGUAGAAUACACUAGAAACAGCAGGAGUCCAACAACCUGGAGAAUAUUUCCUUAGGAACCAGAGCAUUGGUGUUCUUGUGGAAUACAGCACAGUAUAUGCAAUACUUGUUGUUUGUGCUUGCUGUCUUUACAGAGACUGUACAUAUAGAAAUUUCUUAUGUCCGUUGCAGUCUUUUAGGUGUGUUAUCUGCAUUGUCAGUCAUGUUCAGCUACAGUGUGUCCUCUAAAAUUAGCAGUGGACCAUCUUUGAUUCAUUUAUAGACAUAUGUAUUGUAGGUAUUUCACUCAGCUAAGGACAACCGCCCUUCAUGAGGCAGCUCAGUGGACAAAAUGCUCCAAUGUCGGGCUGACUGUGGGAAGCCUGGUGAUAACCGCUGAUUGCUGCUGGGGCCCACUGCAAUAAUAGUUGAUUGCUGGAACCUGCCAUUGAUCAGCUAUAAACUAGCAUGUCCACAUUUUCUGCGGUGGAAGUGUAACAUUAGGCCCCUUUCAGAUGAGUGAGUGUCACGCUGCGGACUCGCAGCGCAGCACUCGUCCUUAACUUCCAGCAUUG